This is a messenger RNA of Rhinolophus ferrumequinum (greater horseshoe bat), 2919 nucleotides long. RefSeq names its product sterile alpha and TIR motif containing 1 (gene SARM1). The transcript is spliced from 10 exons. Gene Ontology annotation, molecular function: signaling adaptor activity; NAD+ nucleosidase activity; protein binding. The coding region runs from base 16 to 2697 and encodes 893 amino acids. Gene Ontology annotation, cellular component: dendrite. Gene Ontology annotation, biological process: signal transduction; response to axon injury; negative regulation of MyD88-independent toll-like receptor signaling pathway. Lineage: Eukaryota; Metazoa; Chordata; Mammalia; Chiroptera; Rhinolophidae. The record is from RefSeq and is a predicted model, not a curated record.
GCCGAGGGGCGGAGGAUGCGCCUUGCAGGGGAGGCCUGGCCAGGGUAUGGGCGUGGCUGGGGAAGACUUCGGGGUGGGGCUACGCAGGCGGCCGGGGAGGGGACCCGCCAGAACAAGAGGCUGGGCGUGGGCUCCGGGUCCGCGGCUUCUCAGGGAAGGGCGGCGCUGCCGCAGAGCAGCUCCGCGAGCCACGCAGGAGCUGCAGCCCCGCUUUGUUCUGGUUGCUGCCUCCUAGACCCUCCGGAGACUGGGUCCAUCCUUUGCCUCCCAGCUCUCUCCUGCCCAUCCCCUUUGUCUGGGCCUGCUGCGUCCCUUUCCCCAGCCACUUCGUCCCAGAUCCUGCCCUCGCCCCACCUCCAAAAUUCUGGCCAGCGCCCUUGCCUGGUAACCUUAUCUCCCUCCCUCCCUCCUACAUCUUCUUCCCCCUGGUCCCCUGUCGGUUCCCCCUUUUCCCAAGGUCCGGGUUGCUCCGCCCGGCCCCAUCCGCUCCAGUCCAGGGAUGUUCUCCGCAGCCCCGCGCCGUUGGCCCUAACGCUGUUCCUCUUUGCCUACAAGCUCUGCCGCUUCUUCUCCAUGUUGGGCCCACGGCCGGAAGCCGAGCGGCUAGCGGUGCCGGGGCCGGACAUGGAGGGCGGCGCGAGCUUAUGGUGGACCACGGGCGGCCACAAGGCCUACCAGGUGUCGCCUGGGGCGAGCACCGAGGUGCGGAGUGCCCUGGACAGCGCCCUGCCCGAGCUGCAGCAGGCGCUGUCGGAGCUGAAGCAGGCCGGCAGCGCGCGGGCCGUGGGCACCUGCCUGGAUGAGAUCUUCCAGCUGGUAGAGGACGCCUGGCUGUUGCCGACCGUGGGCCGCGAGGUAGCCCAAGAUCUGUGCGACGCCAUCCGCCUGGACGGCGGCCUCGACCUGCUGCUGCGGCUGCUGCAGGAGACGGAGCUGGAGACGCGAGUGCAGGCCGCGCGUCUGAUGGAGCAGGUCCUGGUGGCUGAAAACCGGGACCGGGUGGCGCGCAUCGGACUGGGCGUCAUCUUGAACCUGGCAAAGGAGCGUGAGCCCGUGGAGCUGGCACGAAGCGUAGCCGGCAUCUUGGAGCACAUGUUUAAGCACUCGGAGGAGACGUGCCAGCGACUGGUGGCAGAGGGCGGACUGGACGCGGUGCUGUACUGGUGCCGCCUCACGGACCGGGUGCUGCUCCGUCACUGUGCGCUGGCGCUGGCCAACUGCGCGCUGCACGGGGGCCAGGCGGCGCAGCGGCGCAUGGUGGAGAAGCGCGCCGCCGAGUGGCUCUUCCCGCUCGCCUUCUCCAAAGAGGAUGAGCUGCUGCGGCUGCACGCCUGCCUCGCUGUGGCGGUGCUGGCCACCAACAAGGAGGUGGAGCGUGAGGUGGAGCGCUCCGGCACGCUGGCGCUCGUGGAGCCGCUCGUGGCCUCGCUGGACCCCGGUCACUUCGCCCGCUGCCUGGUGGACGCCAGCGACACCAGCCAGGGCCGCGGUCCAGAUGACCUGCAGCGCCUCGUGCCGCUGCUCGACUCGUCGCGCUUGGAGGCGCAGUGCAUCGGGGCUUUCUAUCUGUGUGCUGAAGUUGCCAUCAAGAGCCUGCAGGGCAAGACCAAGGUGUUCAGUGACAUCGGUGCCGUCCAGAGCUUGAAACGCCUGGUUUCCUACUCCACCAAUGGCACCACGUCGUCGCUGGCCAAGAACACGUUGCGCCUGCUGCGCGAGGAUGUGCCGCGGCGCAUCUUGCCCUGCGUGCCCAGCUGGAAGGAGGCCGAGGUCCAAAUGUGGCUGCAGCAGAUUGGCUUCUCUCAGUACUGCAGGCGUUUCUGUGAGCGGCAGGUAGAUGGCGACCUGCUUCUGCGGCUCACGGACGAGGAACUCCAGACCGACCUAGGCAUGAAAUCGGGCAUCACCCGCAAGAGAUUCUUUAGGGAGCUCACGGAGCUCAAGACUUUCGCCAACUACGCGACGUGCGACCGCAGCAACCUGGCUGACUGGCUGGGCAGCCUGGACCCGCGCUUCCGCCAGUACACGUAUGGCCUGGUCAGCUGCGGCCUGGACCGCUCCCUGCUGCACCGCGUGUCAGAGCAGCAGCUCCUGGAGGACUGCGGCAUCCGCCUGGGCGUGCAUCGCACCCGCAUCCUUACUGCCGCCAGAGAGAUGCUACACUCCCCGCUGCCUUGCACUGGCAGCAAGCCGAGUGGGGACAUUCCGGAUGUCUUCAUCAGCUACCGAAGGAACUCAGGCUCCCAGCUGGCCAGCCUCCUGAAGGUGCAUCUGCAGUUGCAUGGCUUCAGUGUCUUCAUUGAUGUGGAGAAGCUGGAAGCGGGCAAGUUUGAGGACAAGCUCAUCCAAAGUGUCAUGGCUGCCCGAAACUUUGUGCUGGUGCUGUCGGCCGGGGCACUGGACAAGUGCAUGCAGGACCACGAAUGCAAGGAUUGGGUCCACAAGGAGAUUGUGACUGCUUUGAGCUGCGGCAAGAACAUUGUACCUGUCAUUGAUGGCUUCAAGUGGCCGGAGCCCCAGGCCCUGCCUGAGGACAUGCAGGCUGUGCUUACCUUCAAUGGCAUCAAGUGGUCCCACGAGUACCAGGAGGCCACCAUUGAGAAGAUCAUCCGCUUCCUGCAGGGAUGCUCCUCCCGGGACUCGUCUGCAAGCUCUGACACCAGUUUGGAGGGUGCUGCACCCAUGGGUCCUACUUAACCAGUGCCGAGUUCCCAAGCUCUGCUGCCCACUGUGUGCCCGGUGACUUGGGAGAGAUUUCCGCAAUCUGUAUGGGAUCCAAUCCUGUCCCUUCGGCAGACCAGCCUGGGAAGCGUUUUUUUCCUGGAGUGGCCUGGUCAACUUCUCCUUCCCUUUGUUCUGCCUUUCCUUGCGUGCCUAUGAAACCUUUGGCGGUAUUAAGAAUAGGAAGGCAGUCUUUGU